This is a messenger RNA of Protobothrops mucrosquamatus (brown spotted pit viper), 1801 nucleotides long. It is a transcript of the gene KRR1, whose product is annotated as KRR1 small subunit processome component homolog. Gene Ontology annotation, cellular component: nucleolus; small-subunit processome. Gene Ontology annotation, molecular function: RNA binding. The record is from RefSeq and is a predicted model, not a curated record. The coding region runs from base 31 to 1176 and encodes 381 amino acids. The transcript is spliced from 10 exons. NCBI's taxonomy places the organism in Eukaryota, Metazoa, Chordata, Lepidosauria, Squamata, Viperidae.
GACUCCGCGCAGCCGCGAAGUGGAAGCAACAUGGCGGCGUCUGGGAAGGCUGAACGGCGAAAACGCGGAGCUGCGACUCGACUACCCAAGACCGACAACACGACCCCAGAAGAUGAAUCAGGACUUCUCACUGUGCCUGAUGGAUGGAAAGAACCACCUUUUACAAAAGAAGAUAACCCUAAAGGGCUUUUGGAAGAAAGCAGCUUUGCUACUCUUUUCCCUAAAUACAGAGAAGCUUAUUUGAAGGAAUGCUGGCCAUUAGUGCAGAAAGCUUUGAAUGAACAUCAUAUAAAUGCAGCUUUAGACCUAAUUGAAGGAAGCAUGACUGUCAGCACAACAAAGAAGACCUUUGAUCCAUAUGUCAUCAUCAGAGCCCGAGAUUUAAUAAAACUUUUAGCCAGAAGUGUUCCAUUUGAGCAGUCUGUACGUAUCCUUGAAGAUAAUAUAGCAUGUGACAUCAUUAAAAUAGGAUCCUUGGUCAGAAACAGAGAAAGAUUUAUAAAAAGAAGACAGAGGCUUAUUGGUCCAAAUGGAUCUACUCUAAAGGCGCUAGAAAUAUUAACCAGCUGCUAUAUCAUGGUUCAGGGGAACACUGUUUCAGCUCUUGGACCUUUCAAUGGUUUAAAAGAGGUUCGGAAAGUUGUUUUGGAUACCAUGAAGAAUAUUCAUCCCAUAUAUAAUAUCAAGACACUAAUGAUUAAAAGAGAAUUGUCAAAAGAUCCUGAAUUAAGAUUGCAAAGCUGGGAACGUUUUUUGCCCAAGUUCAAACACAAGAAUUUGAACAAACGGAAGGAACCAAAGAAGAAAAAUGUCAAGAAAGAAUACACUCCCUUCCCACCUCCACAACCAGAAAGUCAGGUUGAUAAAGAAUUAGCAAGUGGUGAAUAUUUCUUGAAAGAAAGUCAGAAGAAGCGUAAGAGAAUAGAAGAGAUAAAGGCAAAGCAAGCAGAAGCAAUUAGCAAGCGACAGGAGGAGAGAAAUAAAGCUUUUAUUCCACCUAAAGAAAAACCUGUUGUAAAACCAAAGAAAACAACAACUGAAACAAAGAUUGAUAUUGAAGCAAUUAAAGAAAAGGUUAAAAAAGCAAAGAAGAAGGUUGGAGCACUACCAGAAGAAGAGAUUAAAUUAAAAAUUGCAGUAGGUAAAAAGAAAAAGAAACCAUCUUUAAAGUUAUAGCACUUCACUUUUUGCAAGGAAGAAAGCUAUGAACUCCAAUUUUAUAUUUGUUUUUAUUUAUUUGCCUUAUUGUCAGUUAACAUCAUAGAAGAUGAAAAGUUGCAUUCCUUGAGGGAAGAAGGGGAAAAUUACCUUUCCAGGUUUUUAAUCUAAAAUUGACAGCUUGCUCUGUUGUAUUUUAAACAAUGUGGGAAAUAUUUCCAUACGUGUGAUAUCCAUUAGAAUAAACUGUUGACUUACAGCUAUUGGUGUAAAAAUGAUAGUAUAUGCAGGAUUAUCAUUGAGAAGAUUUUGUACAGUGUACAAAUACCAACAAACUUGGUUUUGUUUGUUUUAUUGCAUGGGACUCCGAAAGAUAGUUGUCUAGAACAUUUCAAGAAAUAACAGGUUUUCUGAGGGCAGCUGAAACAUUUUCUAAACAAAAAUGUAUAUUGCUUUAUUAAUUGAUUUUGUUUACUAGGCUUGCAUAAACUAUUUACAUAUUUCCUCAAUCUUUAUGGAAGGGGACUACUUUAAGUUUUGUUUAUAUUACUGGAGAAUUUUGCUUGCCAAAUGUUGGUUGCAAUUGAACGUUGAGUUAUUUUUUUCAUUCAGAUCAAUAAAGAGCCAAGAGCGUGAUAAGCAG